AUGAAGACUGUCAUAGCGAGAGCUCCUCCGCCAUUCAAAGGAUUUCAAAGUCGCACAACGAUCCAACUGGAAUUAACCAACCAGCCGCCCGAGUACUUGAAGAAUAUCUUUAUCUACAGUCACCGCAGAAGUCCAGUUUCCUUGUCUGAAAAAAAGAAACAUCCAAAAAAGGCCAAUAUAAUGAAAUUCGGAAAUUUCUUCCUCGCCAUCGCUGCAUCCAUACUUAUUGGAUUCAAAUCAAGUGGAUGUAGACCCAAUCCAGCAUUCGUUCAAAGUGCCGGGCGCAUUAUUAAACCAAUCGGUAGCUGCUCGACCGCCAAGAGCGUGUUUUGA
Puccinia triticina is the source of this 333-nucleotide messenger RNA. RefSeq lists its product as uncharacterized. The record is from RefSeq and is a predicted model, not a curated record. Lineage: Eukaryota; Fungi; Basidiomycota; Pucciniomycetes; Pucciniales; Pucciniaceae. Bases 1 to 333 code for a protein of 110 amino acids. The transcript has 4 exons.